This is a messenger RNA of Corylus avellana, 3594 nucleotides long. Its product is annotated as Glycosyl transferase, family 35. Gene Ontology annotation, molecular function: glycogen phosphorylase activity; pyridoxal phosphate binding. Gene Ontology annotation, cellular component: cytoplasm. Gene Ontology annotation, biological process: glycogen catabolic process. The record is from RefSeq and is a predicted model, not a curated record. Lineage: Eukaryota; Viridiplantae; Streptophyta; Magnoliopsida; Fagales; Betulaceae.
UUUUCAAAGCGUCUUUUUUAUUAAGAGUGAGAGCGAGCUUGCGAGAAGGAUAAGGAGUCAGAGGGUCUCACACUCACUCUGAGUCUCACUGUGAUCUGACUGAGCGAGAGAGCAAUGGCAGCUUCGCAAUUCUCUGCAACUCCGACUCGGCCAGAGGCAUUGACGCAAUGCAAUUCUCUCACUCGAUUGUUCGGGUUCGGUUCCAGAAGCAGCAGAUCAAAGGUGUUGUCGAUCAGGACCUUGAGUUCGCGGCCUUCGAGGCGGCGUUUCUCGGUGAAGAACGUAUCCGGAGAGACGAAGCAGAAACUGAAGGAUCCGAUCACUGAAGAAGAAGCUCCAACCACUCACACUUCAUUCAAACCGGAUGCUGCAUCUAUUGCCUCAAGUAUCAAGUACCAUGCAGAGUUCACCCCGUUGUUUUCUCCAGAGCGCUUUGAGCUUCCAAAGGCUUUCUUUGCAACUGCACAAACUGUUCGUGAUGCUCUCAUUAUUAAUUGGAAUGCAACAUAUGAUUAUCACGAAAAUUUGAAUGUAAAGCAAGCAUACUAUUUGUCGAUGGAAUUUCUGCAGGGUAGAGCGUUGUUAAAUGCAAUUGGUAAUUUAGAGCUCACUGGUGCUUAUGCAGAGGCUUUGAGAAAGCUUGGACACAAAUUAGAACAUGUGGCUUCCCAGGAGCCUGAUGCUGCACUUGGUAAUGGGGGUCUUGGGCGCCUUGCCUCCUGUUUUUUGGACUCUUUGGCAACAUUAAAUUACCCAGCAUGGGGUUAUGGACUUAGAUACAAGUAUGGCUUGUUUAAACAGCGGAUUACGAAAGAUGGGCAGGAGGAAGUUGCUGAGGAUUGGCUUGAGAUGGGCAAUCCCUGGGAAAUUGUAAGAAAUGAUGUCUCAUAUCCUGUAAAAUUUUACGGCAACGUUGCCUCAGGAUCAGAUGGAAAAAGACACUGGAUUGGAGGAGAAGAUAUAAAGGCUGUUGCCUAUGAUGUUCCGAUACCAGGAUAUAAAACUAAAACCACUAUCAACCUGCGACUUUGGUCGACCAAAGCUCUGUCAGAAGAUUUUGACUUAUAUGCUUUUAACUCCGGAGAGCACACCAAAGCAUAUGAGGCCCUAACAAGUGCUGAGAAGAUUUGUUAUGUACUCUACCCUGGGGAUGAAUCAAUGGAGGGGAAGGUCCUUCGUUUGAAGCAACAAUACACUUUGUGUUCGGCUUCUCUCCAAGAUAUGAUUGCACGUUUCGAGAGAAGAUCUGGAGCAAAUGUAAAAUGGGAAGAGUUUCCUAAGAAGGUUGCAGUACAGAUGAAUGAUACUCACCCAACUCUCUGUAUCCCAGAACUGAUGAGAAUUUUGAUAGAUUUGAAGGGUUUAAGCUGGAAAGAGGCCUGGAAUAUCACCCAGAGAACUGUAGCAUAUACAAAUCAUACUGUUCUUCCCGAGGCAUUGGAGAAAUGGAGUUUAGAACUUAUGCAGAAAUUGCUUCCUCGACAUGUUGAGAUCAUAGAAAUGAUUGAUGAAGAGCUUAUUCAAACCAUAGUGUCCGAGUAUGGUACAGCAGAUUCUGAAUUAUUGGGGAAAAAAUUGAAGGAGAUGAGAAUAUUAGAAAAUGUUGAUCUCCCUGCUGCCUUAGCGGAUUUACUUAAGCCCAAGGAAAGCCCUGUUGUUGUUACCAGUGAGGAACUUGAAAAGUCUGAAGAAUCAGUUGAACCUGUUGAUGAAGAAGAUGGAUCUGAAGAAGCAGUUGAACCUGUUGAUGAAGAAGAUGGAUCUGAAGAGAAAGUCACUCAGAAAAAGAAAGUGGUGUUACCUGAACCAGUACCAGAACCACCGAAGAUGGUAUUGGGGAAAAAAUUGAAGGAGAUGAAAAUAUUAGAAAAUGUUGAUCUCCCUGCUGCCAUAGCGGAUUUACUUAAGCCCAAGGAAAGCCCUGUUGUUGUUACCAGUGAGGAACUUGAAAAGUCUGAAGAAUCAGUUGAACCUGUUGAUGAAGAAGAUGGAUCUGAAGAAGCAGUUGAACCUGUUGAUGAAGAAGAUGGAUUUGAAGAGAAAGUCACUCAGAAAAAGAAAGUGGUGUUACCUGAACCAGUACCAGAACCACCGAAGAUGGUUCGUAUGGCUAAUCUUUGUGUUGUGGGGGGUCAUGCAGUAAAUGGGGUUGCUGAGAUACAUAGUGAAAUAGUAAAGGAGGACGUAUUUAAUGCAUUUUUUAAGUUGUGGCCUGAGAAAUUUCAAAAUAAGACAAAUGGGGUGACGCCUAGAAGGUGGAUCAGCUUCUGCAAUCCAGAUUUAAGUAAAAUAAUAACUGACUGGACUGGCUCAGAAGAAUGGGUCCUAAAUACUGAAAAUCUGGCAGAGUUGCGAAAGUUUGCAGAUAAUGAAGAACUCCAUACGCAGUGGAGGGCGGCAAAAAGGAGCAAUAAGAUGAAAGUUGUAUCAUUCCUCAAAGAGAAAACAGGGUAUUCUGUCAGUCCUGAUGCAAUGUUUGAUAUCCAGGUGAAGCGCAUCCAUGAAUACAAGAGGCAACUGAUGAAUAUCUUGGGAAUUGUUUACCGCUACAAGACGAUGAAAGAAAUGAGUGCGGCAGAAAGGAGAGCAAAGUUUGUUCCACGAGUUUGUAUAUUUGGAGGAAAAGCAUUUUCUACGUAUGUGCAAGCCAAGAGAAUUGUGAAAUUUAUCACUGAUGUUGGGGCUACAGUAAACCAUGAUCCUGAAAUAGGUGACUUACUGAAGGUUGUUUUCGUCCCUGAUUACAAUGUUAGCGUCGCUGAAUUGCUUAUUCCUGCAAGUGAGCUAUCACAGCAUAUAAGUACUGCUGGGAUGGAGGCCAGUGGAACUAGCAACAUGAAGUUUGCAAUGAAUGGCUGCAUUCUGAUUGGGACCCUGGAUGGUGCGAAUGUUGAAAUAAGAGAAGAGGUUGGACAGGACAACUUUUUCCUCUUUGGUGCCAAAGCUCACGAGAUUGCUGGGCUCAGGAAGGAAAGAGCUGAGGGGAAGUUUGUUCCGGAUCCGCGUUUUGAGGAAGUCAAAGAAUUUGUUAGAAGUGGUGCUUUUGGGUCUUACAGCUAUGAUGAACUAAUCGGAUCUUUGGAAGGAAAUGAAGGUUUUGGCCGUGCUGAUUAUUUCCUCGUGGGCAAGGACUUCCCCAGCUACAUAGAAUGCCAAGAGAAGGUUGAUGAGGCAUAUCGAGAGCAAAAGAUAUGGACAAAAAUGUCGAUCUUGAAUACAGCGGGUUCAUACAAGUUCAGCAGUGACAGAACGAUCCGUGAGUAUGCCAAGGACAUAUGGAACAUUGAACCUGUCCAAUUGCCAUAGAAGUGUAUAUCUAUAGAGAGUGGUAAUAAAUGGUGUUGGUGCAGAGUGUUGAUGCCAGUGGCCGUUCAUUGUUACUCUUUUGGUAUGUUCGUCUUUUCACUAUGUAAAGUAAAAUGCUGGGAGCGAGGUGUAGAUCAAAAUAAAAUUAUGUAAUAAAUGUGAUCCGGAGCGUUCGGCUUUCAAUUUUUCCAUGGAUCACCCACCAGUUACCAUGGUUGAACCUUUGUAAGAGACGUUGAAUAACCGGAUGCUUAGUCUUGAAUAAAGUUGAUUAGAUUUUCUGGUUAA